CCUCUCUCUGGCGACAGCAGGCGCUCCAGUUCAUUCCCGUGUCCAAGUUCAUCCUGAGAACACCGGGCGCGGGUUCCGGGAGUUUGCAGUACGCGCGUGUCGUACCCCGUAUGUCGUACACCCAAUUCUAUCGCACGAUCGACUCGAGCGAUAAUCGUGGAAAUUAAUCGGACACCAAGGACAAUACACCUUCGUAGAUAUUUGAUGAGUUCGGAUUGGAAAGACGAUUUGAAAGUACCAUCUGGACGCGACGGGGGUUGAAGUUAUCUCGUCGGUGACUGUAACGAGUGCUGUGACCUUGGAGUAAGCGGUUACAUGCGACGGAAACAUGUUUGCAUGCAUGAAUCGUAAUAACGUGAAUAACCUUGGAAGAAAUUUCGAGGAUUAAUCAACGAUACGUGUAUCGACGUGAGAUCGUGGUGUUGUUGUAAUUCGAACCGAAUUCGAAUGGGAUGUGUGAUUUGUUGAGAUGACAAAUUUAGGGAGACCACAAAUCCGCCAACUGAUCGGAAAAUUUAUGAAACAUAAAAUGGCUGGUCGGAACUUCGAGUCUUAAUUGAUUCAGAAAAUUAGUUCUGAUAUCGAUUCAAUGAAUUCGUUAUACGAUAAUUAGAUUCACGCUUCAUCUACCGAAGUAACACGUACCUUUUCAUGAAAUUUCGUUACUGUACUACGAUGACGUUGUCGAAGAAAAUUAAAUUAACGCGCCUAGUCGGAGCGCAAACUGUGGAGGAAUAGAGGAUAGAGGAAAAAAAAUUUUCAACAAAUUCGAUGCUAUCCGUGAUACAGUGUGAUAAGAGUUAACUCGAUAACAUUGAAAAAUUUGAAUCAAGAGAAAACUUUAAUUGACACGAGCCGAAAGAAAUAAAUUACAUCGAAGGGGUUUAUUUGCGCGGUUCGAUCGAUUAUCAUUUAUUUUUCCAAUUAAAACUAACCCACCCUUCAAAAGCCAUCCUUGUAACAUACUUUAAUUUCCACUUAUCUCUCAAUAUUACCGUGAAUCGAAUCGGGAGAUUAGAAUUUCUCCACAACGCGGAUUCAUUCCGGAAAUUGGAAUGCCAAGGGUUAAUAGUGUGCUGCUGAAGAAUUACCAGCGUCGAAAACUAAUAUAGGAAAAGAAGAAAAAGUCAUACCGAGGAAUUGCUAAUUUCACAUCGUUGACGUAAAGAAAAUACUCAAAUAAACUCGUCUGUGUGUGUGUGACCAAUGUAUAAAAAAAAAUUGAUAAAAAUGAAAGAAUAAAAAUUAAAUAAUCACAGUGUAAUGUGCUCACCUUUAUCAUGCCGCAAGGAGCCGUCAGAGUAAGUGAUUACUUCAUUAGCACCUAGUGACAAUGUGCCACUAGGGAAGGAACGACAGCGAUUACAGCUGCUCCGGCUGUUUCAGAGGUCGUAAAGUGCAGUGCAGUUACGUUUCCGGUGAUAGCGCGGAUGACGUACAUAAUUAUAAUUCGCCCUCACGAAUCACCGUUCCAAUUCCCUCGGAAAAAAAAUAAAUAACGGACGACAACGGAACUGAAAUUCCGAAUCAAUUAAAACGCAAUCGAUAAAUCAAAGUUACAUAACGUAGAACGAAUCCCGAUCGAAUUGAGUCGUCCGGCGAACGUUGCCGUCACCUCGAAGAUAUUGUCCGUAGUGUUUCGUUGCAGAGCCUCCUAAAAUCCCGGGAGAACUAACUCGCGUCCUUUACAGUUAAUGUUAGUGAGUUUGAGACGGCGACCGAGCCGAUUCUGCGGGGAUAACGUCAGCGUAGACGCUUCGGGGAAUUAGAAGGGACCUUAUUAAGACCAAUUGCUCACUAAAUGGGGGACGGUAGUAACGCCAUUGCGUAUCCAGUUUCUCGACCUUCUCGCACGAGAAAAUCCUUUCCGAGAUCCACAAAUUUCUGAUCUCCUAUACGGUAUCAAUCGCGCGUCGUCCUUCAACUCUUUCGUCGGAGUGCAAAGAUCGGUGUAAUAUAGGCUUGUCUCUCAGCUUCGGGUGAUCGUCGAGACGGAUCGGGUAUCGCAUAGGGAUUCCGAUAACUCGUCGGAUGACGAUUCGAUUCUCCAUUAACAGCGACCUUGAUUAUCGAAUUCUAUUUUGUCCGUCUUGGACAAAUUACGAGGUCAACCGACGAGAAUAUUAAAUACUCGUGACGAAAGAGGAGCUGAUAUAACUCCAGAAAUCGUUCGGAGAAUGAAUACUCGAAGCUACUUCAACAACGACUCGCGUGUUCGGUCUUAUUUAGGAUCGAGUUGAGAGAAAAAAAAGGUAGUAAAAAGGAGAAGGAAAGAGGAGAAGGGAAUUUGAUGGGAUCGACAAAGCUGAUAUGUGUAUGAACUUGGAAUAAACUAGCGAGGAAUAAAAAGAGAAGAUUUAAACGAGGUACGUUGUAAAGUGCGGUUUAACGAGUCGUAAGAAAUAUUUCAAAAGUUUCACGGACGUAAAAAGCCUUAACGGUUAUAAUAAAAAUAAUGAAAACAUUCGAGGUAUAGUAAUCCAAGAUUAAUUAGUCUAAUCUCGAGUCGUCGAGUUUCGUCGAUCGAUUUUCAAGUCCAACGAACGAACGUUGGCUCCAAAAUGGAACUUUUGAUCAUCCUCGUCUGCCUGAUCACACCUCCGACUCUAUCCCUUUCGAUAAAGACCAAACUAAACCAGAGAAUAGUGCAAACGAGAUACGGUCGCAUCCAGGGAUUUAUCCAGUCUUUUGAACCGCUGAAAUUUCUAAAACCCAUCGAAGUAUACCUCGGCAUACCCUACGCAACCCCACCUGUUGGAGGUAACAGAUUCUCACCCACCAGAGCACCGAGUCCUUGGGACGGAAUCAGAUUAUCAGACUCCGUCGGUCCGGUUUGCCCCCAGAAACUCCCCGAUAUAACGAAUGAGCAGGAAGCGUUGGAAAAGAUGCCGAAAGGAAGAGUGGAAUACUUGAGGAGAUUACUACCCUAUCUUCGUAAUCAGAGCGAAGAUUGCCUCUAUCUAAAUAUUUACGCUCCGGCAAUGGGGCCGGGGUUCGCUGACGGCGGUCGGAGGCAUCCGGUAUUCCUCUACAUCCACGGUGAGAGCUAUGAUUUCGGGAGUGGCAACCCUUACGACGGUAGCGUAUUGGCCAGUUACGCGGAUCAGGUGGUGGUGACGAUAAAUUACCGUCUUGGCGUCCUCGGAUUUUUGAACGCCAACGUUGUUCCGCACCUGAAAGCGAGGGUCGCGAAUUACGGUCUGAUGGACCAAAUCGCCGCCCUGCAUUGGGUGCAGCAACACAUAGAGCUGUUCGGCGGUGACCCCGGAAACGUCACUUUGGUUGGACACGGAACCGGCGCGGCGUGCGUCAACUUUUUGGCCAUCAGUCCCACCGUGAUGCCGGGUCUCUUCAAUCGAGCGAUUCUUCUUUCCGGAAGUGCGCUUUCCUCCUGGGCGGUCGUCGAAGAUCCGGUCUCCUACGCUCUGAAGCUAGCUAGAGCCUGCAACUGUUCGAUACCCGAAGACCUGGCAAAGGACAACGAGCUGAUCGUCGACUGUCUACGUCAGGCUAGCCUCGAGGAUCUUCUGCAAAUUGAUAUCCAGGCACCGACGUUUCUGAGUGCCUUUGGACCGAGCGUCGACGGCGUCGUCAUAAAAGCCGAUUUUCAAAAAGACUUGCUAUCCUAUUUGGGCCCUGAAUUCCAAGGAUUCGGACAAAAGCUAAAAAGGACAGACCACGGGGCACCCAUAACUAGCAACAGCAAGUACGACCUCUUGUUCGGGGUCACGACCAGCGAGGCACUCUGGAGUUUCGCCGAAAAGGAUGUCCAGCAGGGUUUCGAGGGUGAGAAGAGAGACAGGAUCAUAAGGACCUACGUACGAAACGCGUACACCUACCAUCUGACGGAGAUAUUCUACACGGUCGUUAACGAGUAUACGGACUGGGAACGGACGGUUCAGCAUCCGAUGAACACAAGGGAUGCUUGCGUCCAAGCUCUAAGCGACGCCCAAUUCGUAGCACCGCUCGUACAAACCGGUGACCUUUUCACUCUGAGGCAUCUCAAGAAACCGAACAACCCGCACGUCGCCGCCGUCCCGGAAACCGAGAAGGAACCCAUGCCUAAGACCUACUUUUACGUAUUCGACUAUCAACCCAAGGACGGCGAAUAUCCCCAAAGAAUGGGUUCGGUGCACGGUGACGAAUUGCCGUACGUUUUCGGGGCUCCGCUCGUCGAGGGUUUUGGACAUUUUCCACGGAACUACACGAAAGCGGAAUUCGCUUUGUCGGAGAGCAUCAUUCUGUACUUCGCAAACUUCGUGAAAGCUGGAAAUCCCAACGCCAACGAGCAUCACGGAAGAGGAGACAAAGCGUCACUUGCCAACAAAGAGAGAAGCAAAUAUCGUGGUCUGAUUUGGGAUCAAUAUGAUCCGGUGCAUCAGAAAUACCUCGAAAUUGGAAUGAAGCCGAAGAUGAAAAAUCACUACAGAGCUCAUCAGCUCUCGGUUUGGCUGAGACUGGUGCCGGAACUUCAUCGUGCAGGAAUGGAAGACGUGGAGCCGAAACAUAACUUGUUCAGAAGUCACGCCGAUCCGGCCCUUUACGAUGGUUCGGUAAGGCCCGAUCCCCUGAGCAGGAUAAGCGAAGAAUUCCGCCGCAUUAAUUCCACCACGGAAUCCCCGACGACGACCGAUUUCAGCAUCACGGCCUGCGUCAGUCUCAUUCAAAGCACAAAUUCACAGAACAUGAACAACGCGAGCACGGACACCUUGGCCAGCUUGGACGCCGCGGGAUACGCGGCGUACUCCACAGCUUUGAGCGUCACCAUUGCGAUAGGUUGCAGUUUGCUCAUACUCAACGUCCUCAUUUUCGCCGGCGUUUACUAUCAAAGGGACAAGACACGACUCGAGGUCAAGAGUCUCCAGCAGCAGCAAAUGAUCAAUCAACAAUGCGGGCCAAGGAGCUUCAACGAAUUGAAGCAACCUCCGCCGCCCCACUCUCAUUUCCCGGGAAGUGGACAAGUCAUUGUUGACGUCGAGAACGAAAUGCUUAGAAGGAACGCAAUGAAAGCACCCCCCAGCAGUCCGAAUUCACAACUUCUUCAACAGGGUCAAGCCACCCACACUUUACCGCAUCAACAUCAUUACCAGAAGCAACACCAGCACCAGCAUCAUCAACAGCAGCACUCCACGUUGCCUCGGGCAGCCGUCAUACAAGAGAUAAACAUAAAUACUCAAAUGCAGGGUCCUCCGAACGGUUCGAUCCACUUGUCGAUCCCUCGAGCGCCUCCUCCGCCGAGAGCGAGAAGUCCUCCCGAAAGUCAACCACUUUUACAGGGCGCGACGGUAUCCAGCCGGGUACCUCAAACUGCGAUGAGUGAGAUGCGAGUCUGAUGUAUGGAACCUCCUCCGAAGCCAGUUGUUCCGGAUGUCCUGACCGCGUCAACCCUUUUAUAGUAGAGAAAAAAAUGAAUGAAUAUCGACAAAAAUUUUUUUUCCAAAUGAAGGGAAUCAGAUGCAACAUCAAGGCGUCUCGCAGGUAUAUAUCAGGAAUAUCAUACCGCUGUACUCGGGAGGAGGAUUUUACGGUUAUCCGUUAUUCUUACGCGGUUUCACCGACCGCUGAUUGGAUUGGUCUGCACAAACGACUGAAGAAUUACGUUAUUCUUGAGACACUUCGCAACAUUCGGGAUGAGAAAUAAUAUGGGGGAAAAAACGGCAGUGCCGUCGCUGUGGAAGGGGAUUGAAAAAUUAUCGCAAAAAACAGGAGAACGGUGAAACAAAAAAUUUACGACGUAACAGUGGAAACGAGUGCCCCGAAGUUCCAUAGACGAUUAUUUCCGUUUUUUAAUAGAAUCGGAGACAAAGGAACGGAUCAUAAAAUUCACGAGAUGGAGGAGGUCGAACGAUUAUGCGAAAUUAUCUAAAUGAGACUGAACCGCAAAGAAAAAACUUGAAAAAAAAAAAAAUAAUAAUUAAAUGAUUAAAUAAGUAAAUAAAUAAAAUUAAUUGAUCGAUAAAUAAAUUAUGGAUAAAUGAGUAACGAAACGAUUCACGAUUAAAUACGGUUGGAUACGGAAAUGCGAUACCGUGUAGGAAUGUUAGCAUAAUUCAAUUAGAUGUUCCUUGUGAAUAAAGACUUUAAGUAUAGUAUACAUAUGUAUGAUAUAAAUUGCCAAAACUAAUGAAAUAAGAUAAUUGAUCGAUUAAUCGAUUGAUCGAAUAUUUGAUCAAAUUAUAAUUAAUUAGUCAUUUAUUUGAUCAAGGAAUAACUCAGACAUGAUUAUUUCAGGCAAACCAACGGAAAUCCAUCUGUUCUUAUCGGGUUAUUGGGUGUCUUUUUUUCUUUCACAUAUUUUCACGAGGAUUCAUUUUUCUCAUCUAUCGCUGCUGCUGUAAAAGAAUUCACAACAGAAAGAAAUCCUUGAUUAGAGAAACGUAUACUACGCGUAGCCGUAGCAUGAAGAAAGGAUCAUCUCAAAACUCAUGAAUAUGAUACACACAUUGUACACUGCCAUAAAACUAUGACAACCGAAACCAUAAUUUUUAAUUUGUUACCAAUUCAAAUUACAGCUAAUGUUACAACGUAAAGCGAGAUAAUAUAAAAUACAGAGAUGAUAAAUAAAGAAAAACAAAAACAAAAAAAUGUACAUAUUUCAAAUGUCAAGAAAAAAAAAAAAAAAUUAAUAAAAAAUAAAAUAUCGAUAUAUAAAUAUAAACGAUAAAUUAAUAAAAAUAGACAACUAAUCGGCAAGAAGAAUCACUUGGUGUUUUAUGAACUUCGAAAACUGAAGUUCGGCGUAUUAUUAUAAUGAUAACAACAACCUAACAGAAAUUGGACAUAAUGAAUAGUACUGUUUUAUACAAUAUCAUUUCUGAUGGUUAGAAGAAAUAUCGACGAUAGAAUAUACUAAUUAAAAUUGGGUGAACCGCACCUACGUAUUAUUCGAUAUGGGCGACGACGAAUGGGUAAAAUCGUGAACGUAAUAUCAUGAAACAUGGACAAUCUGACGAGUGUAGUGAAAUACAACACACUCGUUAUUAUUACUUAAUCGAGAUGAAAGAGAAUAUUCCGAAAUAAAAUCAGUUAAGAAAUUCAAAUUAUAUUAUAUAUAUAUAUAUAUAUGCGUACACGCCAUACCGACGAUUAUGAAACUAUUGUUUAUAUUAUUACUAUCAUCAUUAUUGAGUCAUUAUUAUAUCUGGUGUCACGUUCGACUGGAUUUUUCUUUCAUCCCCUGAUGAUUUUUGAUACAUGUGACACUGUUGAGUAGAAAAAAAAAGACAAGUUUUGUUAUAAAAUUGUAAAUAUAUAAACAAAAUAUAUGGAAUUAUUAA
Molecule: messenger RNA, 7277 nt
Organism: Athalia rosae (coleseed sawfly)
Lineage: Eukaryota; Metazoa; Arthropoda; Insecta; Hymenoptera; Athaliidae
Gene: NLG-4
Product: neuroligin-4, Y-linked
Exons: 14
Coding region: 2562-5333 (923 amino acids)
Biological process (GO): chemical synaptic transmission; modulation of chemical synaptic transmission; synaptic vesicle endocytosis
Cellular component (GO): postsynaptic membrane; synapse; cell surface
Molecular function (GO): neurexin family protein binding; signaling receptor activity
Source: RefSeq, a predicted model, not a curated record